This is a messenger RNA of Manihot esculenta (cassava), 1357 nucleotides long. RefSeq lists its product as uncharacterized. The transcript has 8 exons. The record is from RefSeq and is a predicted model, not a curated record. Bases 181 to 948 code for a protein of 255 amino acids. Lineage: Eukaryota; Viridiplantae; Streptophyta; Magnoliopsida; Malpighiales; Euphorbiaceae.
AAUCCCGCGUAACCUUAGAAGUCACGACUAGAAAGAAACUUCAUCGAACGAGUCAAUAACACUCUUUCUUGCGCUUCAAUGCAUAUUCGAGUUCUCUGAUUUCAAUUCUCAAAUUUCAACGAUCGAGUUUUGUGCCUGUGACCUCCUUGAGCCAGCCAGCCAGCGACAGUUAAGGUCACCAUGGCUUCUCAGGAACAUCUGGACAAGAUGCAGCUCCGACAGAACUACCGGAAUCUCUGGCACACUGAUCUCAUGAACACCAUUCGAGCUGACACCCCUUAUUGCUGCUUUGCCUUAUGGUGUGCGCCAUGUGUAUCAUACUUGCUACGGAAACGAGCACUUUAUAAUGACAUGUCAAGGUAUGUCUGUUGUGCUGGUUAUAUGCCUUGUAGCGGCCGGUGUGGUGAAAGCAAGUGCCCAGAACUUUGUCUUGCCACUGAGGUAUUCUGCUGCUUUGGAAAUUCAGUGGCCUCUACCCGCUUUCUAUUGCAAGAUGAAUUCAACAUUCAGACAACGCAAUGUGAUAAUUGCAUUAUUGGUUUUAUGUUCUGUCUCCAACAAAUCGCAUGCAUAUUCUCCAUAGUUGCAAUGAUUGUUGGGAGUGAUGAAAUUCAAGAAGCUUCCCAAUUACUUUCAUGUUUUGCUGAUAUGGUGUAUUGCACGGUUUGCGCCUGUAUGCAGACGCAACAUAAGAUCGAAAUGGAUAAACGAGAUGGCAAAUUUGGGCCACAACCAGUGAUGGCAGUGCCUCCUGUUCAGCAGAUGUCGCGCAUUGAUCAGCCUUUUCCUCCUUCCGUUGGAUACCAACCUCAACAGGCAUUUGGACAGCCCUAUGGUUAUCCACCUCCUCAGGCUCAAGGCUAUCCUGCUGCAGGUUAUCCUCCACCUGCUUAUCCUCCAUCCAAUUACCCACCACCUGGACAUCCACCUUCUGGCUAUCCAAAGUGAUCUAUUUACUGUGACAAAUUCUGGAAAACAAAAACAGAGUGGUUGAUGUUGAUGAACUUCAAAUUUCGGAACUGCGUAGAGUGGGAAGAUCGUGGAGCUGAUGCUUCUGUUUAUUUUACCAUAGGAAAAUUAUUGCAUGCACACUGAAUUCUUGAAUGUCCAUAAAAAAAAAAACCUGAAAAUUGAGGAAUAUUGUUUUCUCAUCUCUCAGUUAUUUUCAUGUUCUCCUUGUUGUGAAGUUGUGUUUCUUGCAAUUCCAAAAUCUUGUGAUAACCAAAACACCUGAGGAAUCGCAUUUUGUCAUUCCUUCUCAUGGCAUUAGCACUGCUCUCACAAAACCAAAGCAUAGAGGAAGAGCUGAUGCUUUUGACAUAACAAUAAAUGCCACAUUACUUCAUUUUCACUUUCA